Trichomonas vaginalis G3 is the source of this 2241-nucleotide messenger RNA. RefSeq names its product adaptin, alpha/gamma/epsilon family. The transcript has a single exon. Bases 1 to 2241 code for a protein of 746 amino acids. NCBI's taxonomy places the organism in Eukaryota, Parabasalia, Trichomonadida, Trichomonadidae. Gene Ontology annotation, molecular function: clathrin-cargo adaptor activity. Gene Ontology annotation, biological process: intracellular protein transport; Golgi to vacuole transport; receptor-mediated endocytosis. The record is from RefSeq and is a predicted model, not a curated record. Gene Ontology annotation, cellular component: membrane coat; AP-1 adaptor complex.
AUGAAGAGCAAGCUUUGCCAAGAUGUUUGCAAGAACUAUAUGAACGCAACAUCUAGCGAACAUGAACGUAAGAUUGUUCGGAAUGCUACCGCUCACUUAAGAGCAAACAUGAAGCAAGAUAAUCCCGACGAUUUACCUUAUCAAGUGGCAUCAUUAAUUUUUCUCUCUUUAAAUGGAGCAAAUGCUGACUUUGCUCAAAUAUAUAUUAUUAAUCUCGUUUCUUCUAACAGAUUUAGCUAUAAAUUGAUUGGCUACAUGGCUGCUCAAUUGCUUAUAGACCAAUUUCAAGAUUUAGUCGUCUUGAUGACCCAAUCAAUAUUGAAAGAUCUCGAAAGUCGUGACAAAAACGUCAUAAACAUUGUUUUGCAUCUAAUUGCAAAUAUUGGAAGUCCAGAUUUAUGUAAAAGCUGUGCAAAACAAGUCAAAAAUCUCUUAAAUUAUAAUCAUCCACGCAUUAAAAAGGCUGCUGGAGCUGCAGUAUUGCAUAUUGUUAAGACAUGUCCAGAUUUGGCUUCAGAAUUUACAAUGCCACUGUUAUCGAUGUUCAAUUUGAAUGAUCAUAACAUGCUCAUGAUAGGAAGCAAGCUUGCGUAUGAAAUAUAUCCACACAUUCCUGAGAAUGAGGAUUAUUGGUUGAAUAUCACUUACCAAGUUCUCAGAUGUGCAACAACAUUGUUGAAAACGAAUAAUACAUCGAGCCCAUAUCAUAUUGCCGGCCUAGAAAAUCCAUUUUUACAGGCAUCUUUACUCAAAUGUCUUGAAAGGAUUGCAAAGCCAUCGAUUGAAUUGGACACAUAUCUCGUUGAUGUUAUACAGUCUGUUGAACUCAAGAGGGCUGUUGGAAGAUCUCUUGUCGUUCAAGCAACAGAAGUUAUUCAAAAAGUUGCCCAAAAAGAAUCACUCAGAGCAUUGGCAAUAAACACAGUUGCGAAGAUGCUCUACCUUGAAUAUCCAACUAUCAUUUAUACAGCUCUUUCCGUGUUCUGUAAGAUACUUUACAGAGGAAAUGAAAUCAUCAACAGAAAUUCAAGCUACACUCAAGCUCUUUCACGCCACAGAGCAAAGAUCAUCAGCUGCUUAGAUCAUCGUGAUCCAUUUAUCAGAAGAAGAGCUCUUGAAGUUAUAACUGCAUUAGUCAACGGCGAAAAUAUCGAAUCGCUGUUCCCAGAGAUCAUGAAAUACGUACAAUUCGCAGAUUCAGACUUCAAAUCUUCAAUCAUUUUCAAAAUAUUUUAUCUUGUUCAGAAUUUCGCUCCAUCUCUUCAUUGGAACAUCGACGCUGUACUUGAGAUCCUUCAUAGUUGCGGAAACUACGUUUCAAAUGAAAUUAUAAGCAAGUUUACGGAAAAAAUCGGCAAAAAUCAGAGACUCCAGGAAUAUGCUCUUCCUUUGUUGGAACAGUUGCUCCAAGAUUAUCCAGAGAACCAAGCAAUCGUUCAGGUCGCCUCGUACUUGAUCGGAGAGUUCAGUUACAAUUUCAAUGAAAAUGUUCUUCCUACAAUGGUAGCAAUCGCAAAGAUGCCGCAGACAUCCCAUGAAACAAUCAAUUAUAUACUUAUUGCUAUUGCCAAAUACUCUUAUCGCUUCCAAAUUGUUGAUGAAUCAGUUUUUAAUUUCUUCGAAAGUUUCACAAAGUCUGACAACAUUGAAAUCCAGCAGAGAACUGGAGAAUUGAUCAGAAUCCUCAAGAAUCCAGCUGCUAGUGACGAAUUACUCGUUUCUAUGGUUUAUGAUGAAGAAAAAGACCAAGCGAUCACUCCUUACGCAUCAGAUCUCUCUGUUGUUCUUGAGCUGAACAAGAUCAAAUCAGCGCAGAGUACUUCUUCUGUUUUGAUCUCGACUCAAGAUUCAAUUAAACAAUUACUCGAAACUCCUGUUAUAACUCCUCCACCAAGGUCAACAGAGGUUCUCCAGACAAAUGAUCUUGCGAUUUACUUUGAAGUUUCAAAGAAUCCUGUUAAUAGACAACAAUUUUGCAUAAGAUCUUCAAUUUUCAAUAAAACAAGCAAGCAACUAACUAAUUUCAGGAUCAAAUACGGUGUUCCUACUGGAUGGACUUCCUAUUGCAAAGAUAAUGAAAUUAAGAAUUUGCAUCCUUCUCCAGUUCCACUACAGAACCUCGUAAUGAUAGAGAGUAAGACAAAUACUCCGUUGAUCAUGAAGGUUUUGCUUAGUUACAGCAUAAACGGAGAAAAUAUUAAUUCAAUUGAAAAUUUGAAGAAUUUCAAUCACCUUUUGUAA